CGGGGUUUGUUUUUUAAUUUACAGUCUACUAUGGUGUCUGCAAAAUUGAGAGUUGUGUCUGGGGUUUGAGGGUGUUCAUGAUUUUUUAAUUGCCUUUCAGAGCUCACACUUUCAUUUUCUCUUCUUCCCUCUUCUUUCUUUCUUUCUUGCUUUCUUUCUAAGCGCACUGUUCCUAUUCACUUCUAUGUCUUCUAUUCUCUCUCCUCCCCCUUCAUCAUCAUCAACUCCCAAACCCUAAUCAUCUCCUUCAUUUCACUCAUCUUCUUCCAACACUCUCCAUGUUCCCCCACAGGGGAUUGUUGCAGCUGGUCACAACGCUCACUUGUUAUGUGGUUCUGGCAUGUACCUUCUUUUACCCUGACACACAUGGACACUCUAGCAAUGGGAUGCAAAAUCCACCAGCUUCUGAUGCUUAUGCUUCUUUAACAAAAAGUUGCAAAGUGGAUACUUCAGACACCAUUUGUAGUGACUCUAGUUUAGAUAACAGUUUUCGAAAUGUGUGUCCAAACUCCCGCUCAUUCUGCUCUCCUUCAAUGUUAUUGGGGUCCUCUCAUAAAGAGGGAAGUAUAAAAGAGACUUCUUUAGGAGGAUCUGGUAGUGCGUAUGAUAGUCCAUUUUGUAUAGAGGUGGCUCAUGAUAGCAGGCAGGCAAGUAACAGUAGCUGGUCAUCUGACUAUGGUGUGUUUAGGUUAUUUAAUGGAAAGUUUAUUUCUUGUUCUAUGAACUCCAGAGAGGGAGUUAAUGAAAUACCAUCUCUUAAAGCCCAGGAUGGUCAUAGAACUGGCAGAAGCGAUGUUUCUUCUUGUGGAGGCUCUUUAUGUAGGCAGAAGACAACACAUUUUUUGUCAAAGUACUCUGAAAUGUCCAAAUCAAGUUCCUUUGAGGGUUCUGUCUCACCUAAUGUAAGAAUUGGACCCACUGUGCUAGACUGGGGUCAAAAUUAUAUAUAUUCUUCAUCAGAAGCUUUCCUAACACUGGCUAAUACAUGCAAUGAUAGCAUACUACACAUCUAUGAGCCAUUCAGCACUGACCUACAGUUCUACCCUUGCAACUUCAGUGAGGUUUCACUAAGACCCGGUGAAUCAGCAUUGAUUUGUUUUGUUUUCUUCCCUAGAUGUCUAGGUUUGUCAUUAGCUCACCUGAUUUUGCAGACAAGUUCUGGUGGAUUCAUAGUAGAAGCUAAAGGAUAUGCUACUGAAUCUCCCUUUGGCAUUCAGCCCUUAUCUGAUCUGGAAACUUCUCCUGGUGGAGGGUUCAGCAAGAAUUUGUCAUUGUUCAAUCCCUUUGAUGAAACCCUUUAUGUGGAGGAGAUAACUGCUUGGAUAUCAGUUUCUUUGGGGCAUAGUUCUGUUGAAACUGAAGCAAUGUGUAAUGUACAUGAUUUUGAGGCUUUUGAUACUCUUUUGUUCCCAACUAUUAAGGAUCGACUGGGUGUGAAGAAUAGCCAAAUUGGUUCACCAAUGGUUGCAAUCAGGCCCCAUAGGAAUUGGGAAAUCGGUCCGCAUAGCUCUGCAACACUAAUGGAAAUGGAUGUUACCAGUGGGUUUGAGGGGAAAAUCUUGGGUGCAUUUUGUUUGCAUUUACUGAGAUCAUCACAAGUCAAGUCUGAUACUAUUAUAGUUCCUAUUGAAGCUGAAGUGGACAGUAAUGCUGCCUCUGACACUGUAGGUAUAUUUGUUUCAGCUACACUUGAGGUUCUAGCUACUUGUGAUAGUGGUGAUAAUGUCAUCACUAUAUCUCUAAAAAAUUAUGCCCCAUAUGCUUUAAGGUUUAUCAAAGUCCUAGAAGUUGUUGACGAGAAACUUUUCCACGUCAAUUACAUGGAAGGCUUACUGCUCUUCCCUGGGACUGUUACUCAAGUUGGUAUUAUUUACUGUAGUCAGGUGAGCUUAGAUUUAAAUGUCUUGCCUCCUAAAUUCUCCAACUUGCAAGAGAACUGCAAAUUGCUUAUUCUUACAAAUGACUCAACCAGUCCCCUGAUUGAGGUUCCAUGCGAGGACAUACUAUAUCAUUGUUUUGAACAUCAAAGGCUGUCAUAUGUUGGAGUAGAGGACAACUCUAAACUUAUCAAAUCUGAUAAUGCGAAGGCAUAUUAUGUGGGCAGAAGCAUGCAAUUGCCACAAGAUGGGGUUGUGGAAACAGCAGCUGUUCAUGAACUUGUUCUUGGAAACUGGAAGUCUCAAGGAACCACUGGUAGCAUGUCUGUGCUUGAAGAACAUGAGGUGCUAUUUCCGAUGAUUCAGGUUGGAAGUUAUGUCUCUAGGUGGAUAAAUGUUAAGAAUCCUAGCAAACAUCCAGUUUUGAUGCAGCUUGUCUUGAACUCUGGGGAAAGCAUUGAUGAGUGCAGGGUUCUGGAUGAUUUAUUUCACCCCUCUUCAUCUGGUAAUUUGGCUCUAGGUAAAGGUGCUGCUACUCCAACAAAGCAUGGAUUCUCAGUACCAGGGAGUGCAUUGACAGAGGCUUAUGUGCAGCCAUAUGACCGGGCAUCUUUGGGGCCAAUAAUUUUUUAUCCAUCCAAUCGCUGUGCUUGGAGUGGUUCUGCAUUGAUAAGAAACAAUCUUUCAGGUGUUGAGUGGAUAUCUUUAAGGGGAUUUGGAGGUUUGCAUUCUCUAGCCUUGCUAGAGAGAUCUGACCAUGUCCAAAGCAUAGACUUCAAUGUUAAAAUGCUCAAGCCACUCAAUUUAUCACUUCCUUAUAAUUUACUUAACAUGAAAGAGAUGGCUUCUGUCUGUUCAAAGCCUUUAGUGAAAGAGUUAUAUGCAAAGAACACAGGAGACUUGCCAUUGGAGGUGAUAAGAAUCAGGGUUUCUGGCAGAGAAUGUGGGUUGGAUGGUUUUCAUAUUCCUUCUUGUAAGGGGUUUGCUCUUGAACCUGGGGAGUCAACUAAACUUUUGAUAUCAUACCAAACUGAUUUUUCUGCAGAUAUGGUGCAUCGAGAUCUUGAACUUGCCUUGGCUACUGGUAUUUUUCUGAUACCCGUUAAGGCAACUAUCUCUCAUGAUAUGCUUAGUAACUGCAAGAAAUCCAUGUUUUGGAUGCGAGUGAAAAAAUACCUCGGAAUUCUUCUUGUUGCGUCCUUACUUUUACUGAUAUUUUGUUUCCUAUUUCCCCAAACCGCUAUAUUGGACUCCUUGGAUGACUUCUGCAAGGGUGAUGAUAACUUAGUCCAGACAACCAUAAAAAGUGCUAUGGGAACAUCUUUGCUUCAUCAUAACCAGAGAAAGAGUAAGUUAUCCAUGUCUGGGAAGAUGAACCAUCUCGUGGAAGCUUCAUGUGGUGGAUAUUCUUAUGAUCAAGGCAAUCCGUCUGAGCUGGGAAUGUCGCAAAACUUGAUGCAGACAUCUGAAAACAAUAAGAAGACUAGUCGUUUGUUGGAAACUCAAGAUGAAGGUAAAUGGUCAUCCACAACAGUCCAGGGCUCUGACACAAACAAGGCACCUCAACUGGCAUAUCUCAUGGUUAACACUGGUAAAGAAAAGGGUCGAAGAAAGAAGAGGAAGUCUCAUGGUGCCAAAUUACAAGCACUGUCUGAAGUUUCAAGUAGUCAGAGUGGGAACUCUACACCCUCAUCUCCCUUAUCCCCAGUCCCCUCUGCUGCACCUAAAUGUAACUGGCUAUUGUCUUCUAACUUGGUGCAACCCGUUGAGGCUCUUAGUAGUUCAAUGACACAGGUGGCUGCCCAACAUUCUGAAAACAAUCAAGCUUCUUCCCCAUCUUCUAAGCCCGAGGCUCCCCUCAAACACUGCAGCAGUAGUAGGUCUUCUCCUCAUGCGCCACCUUCAGCAUCAAGUUGUGCUGCUACUAGCAUGCAUGUUCAGACAACUUGUGAUGCCACUACUGUUGUUGGUGGGUCGCCUCCGUCCUCCUUGGUGUCAAAUUCUGCUGUUACAUUGCAGUCUCGGGCUCCUGGAUCCAAACGUCACAACCAAAAAGAUGUUCAAGCGCAAGAGGAAGAAGGGCUUGCAGAUGAGUAUAGAUAUGAUAUUUGGGGUGAUCAUUUUUCUGGAUUUCACUUGUUAGGUCCAAAAAAUGUUACUUCCAUGAAGUCCAGUCCUGCAGAAAAUAAUUUUGACAGCUUCUUUGUAAGGGGCCCUCAAACCCUCAUGACAAAUUCUCAAGAAGGCUAGAAAGUUGAAAACCUUUAUUUCACACUUUCUUGCCUAGUCUAUGUUGAAAAAAUGAAUAGAAAUAAAGGAUUUGAUAUA
Molecule: messenger RNA, 4205 nt
Organism: Arachis duranensis
Lineage: Eukaryota; Viridiplantae; Streptophyta; Magnoliopsida; Fabales; Fabaceae
Exons: 3
Coding region: 279-4127 (1282 amino acids)
Cellular component (GO): membrane
Source: RefSeq, a predicted model, not a curated record